AUGCGUUUUAAGGAGCCGCCGUCAACGCGCAAGGGCCCCAAUCCUUUUCUUUUUCUCGGUUUAUCUGUGGCUUCCUUCGGUAUCUUCUUCUACAUCGUCAAACGUAGAGAGACAACAUAUCCGGCCUCGAAGCAACCUAGACAGCACGACAACCCUCUUAUUCCUCCCCGGCACCGAGAACAAUAA
This is a messenger RNA of Suillus paluster, 186 nucleotides long. RefSeq lists its product as uncharacterized. The record is from RefSeq and is a predicted model, not a curated record. The transcript has a single exon. The coding region runs from base 1 to 186 and encodes 61 amino acids. NCBI's taxonomy places the organism in Eukaryota, Fungi, Basidiomycota, Agaricomycetes, Boletales, Suillaceae.